Molecule: messenger RNA, 1136 nt
Organism: Paramecium sonneborni
Lineage: Eukaryota; Ciliophora; Oligohymenophorea; Peniculida; Parameciidae
Source: the annotation of a GenBank genome assembly
AUGUCUGCUUAGAUAGAUAAUCGCUACAUUGCUAAAUUCGAAGAAUUAGCACAAAUUAAAGAAAAGUUAGCCUAAACAUCAUAAAGAACUCGUAAUCAAUCUUCAGACAGAUAACAAACUAAUGGAAUCAAUAUACCUGAAGUUAAAAGUAGCAGAAAUAGUGAAAGAUAAUCUUAAUCUGUAGAAAAAUGUAUUAUGCUAUUCUUAUUUAAGUCUUGAAUCUCAGACAAUAAAACUAAAAUGUAGACAAUUUGAUAAAUACAUGGAAACAAUAAAAAACUCAUUCUAUUUCACUCAAUUAAGGAACAUUAACAGGAACUAUAAUACGUAAUUAAUAUUCUAAUAAUAGAGGAAUCUCCUGAACAUGAAAGUCCUCAAACGAAACCAGCCAUAUAUCCUCAUUUAAUUUUAGAAGAAGAUGAACAAUAAUAAUUUUAAGAAUCCAUCUCUCCAGGUCCAGCAAUCAAUUAGUAAAAAGGAAUUACAAAAGUUCCAAGUAAUACAAAAUCAUCUCUCAAAGAUUAAGGUAUUCUUUUAAUUUUUAUUAGUUUAGUGAAUAAUGAAAAAAAAAAAUCAGUAGUGUAUUCUAAGGAUGCCAAUUUAUUUUCUAAUACAAAUUAAUAAACAAAUUCUUAAUCAAAUCAAGCUGUUGCUCAAAAAAAGAACAAUGCAGUUGUUAGACCUUAAACUUCUAAAGUUUAACCUCAACCUACUCCUAAUCAAAUUGCAUAAAAAAAAGCAGUUUAAUCUAAAUAAAUUAAUAUGAAAAUGUCUCAAGAAUUUAUACCAGAGGGUUAUAAUAUCUAUUAUUUUAGUUCCUUAAACUCCAUCAUAAUAAAAAAUGAAAUAAAGUUCUUUAUUGGAAAAAACAAGAUAAGUUAAAAUGAAUCAAACAAAUAACAAAGCAUAAACUAAAUAAAAUCAAAUCAGUUCAGGCGAGGAAAAAAUAUUAAUUUCAUAAAUUUAAAAACUUAGAGAAACCAUUUUAAAAAUAUAUGAACAAAAAUUCGAUAAUUAAUUGUCACACUCUUCAACUAAUAUAGCCAAGUACUAUAAUUAUUUAUCAUAUUUUUAGAAAUUUUGAUUUAAUUGUAAAUACAAUGAAACUCGAUUUUCGUUGCUUAGAAAAUGAUUGA